This is a messenger RNA of Morus notabilis, 671 nucleotides long. Its product is annotated as DUF724 domain-containing protein 3. Lineage: Eukaryota; Viridiplantae; Streptophyta; Magnoliopsida; Rosales; Moraceae. The transcript has 2 exons. Bases 144 to 569 code for a protein of 141 amino acids. The record is from RefSeq and is a predicted model, not a curated record.
CUUUUAAGAGUCGGAAACACAUUCCCAACUUUCCCAAUUUCUGAUUUCCAUAUAUAAAGAUCCCAAUUCUGCAUUCCGAAAAUUCACUUCCAAUUUCCAAACAAACAAACUCCUUGGUCUCCAAGUUUCUAGUCUUUCAACAAAUGGAGUUUCGGAGGGGAGACAAGAUCGAGGUCUGCAGCAAAGAAGAAGGUUUCGUGGGCUCGUACUAUGAGGCGACGGUGGUGUCGCAACUGCGAAAGGACUUGUACGUUGUCCAAUACAAGAAUCUUCUUGAAGACAACAACGAUUCCGAGCCUCUGGUCGAGACCGUACGAGCUGGGGAAGUACGGCCCGUACCUCCCCAGAUUCCGGCGUCUGAGUUCGGUCUUUUUGACGCUGUCGAUGCCUUCGACAAUGACGGUUGGUGGGUCGGAGCGAUUUCCGGGAAAAAAGGCUCCGAUGAUUACUUUGUCUUCUUUGAGACCACCGGCGAUGAGAUUGCUUAUCCUGUUUCUCGUUUGAGGGUUCAUCUUGAUUGGGUCAAGGCCAAGUGGGUUUCUCCCAAGCAAAGAAGGUUAAGAGGAUAAGGAUUGUGCAUGGUGGAGAGGAAUGCGGAGAAAUAUGGUCUCAAGCGAUAAUGGCCCGCCGAUGGUUCGUUCUUUCUAGGACUCUCAAGUUGGAAGACAGAG